AUGAUUCGAGAAGUAAACGAAGCUAGUGCACUCUCUGCUUUCUGUAUAGGCUUAACUCUUAAUUGUAUAUUAAUUUGGCUGAUUAUUCGAAAAAGUCCAAAAGAGAUGCGUGUUUUUAGUCAUAUUUUGAUGCAGACAUGCUGUGCCGAUUUAAUUAUGUUAACAAUAAAUUUGUUGGCACAACCGAUUUAUGCUUCUGAUGAGGGUGUUGGAAUUGUUGUUUUGAAUGGCCCAAUGCGCCAUUUAGGCACUCUUCCACAAAACUUGAUUUUGUUUAUUUGGGAUAAUUGCUUUUUCUUUUCCUUUUUUGGAUUUGCAGCACAAUUUAUUUAUCGUUAUUUAAUUUUAAAUAGAAAUAUAAACAUAUCAUCCACACAAUAUUUUAUUGCUUUAAUUUGUAUUUUAUUCCCAACCGAUUUCGUGCUAGCAUCGAUACUUUAUGUAGCUGGGUUGCCACAAGUCGGGAAAGAUAAGUGUUGCUCUAAUCCAAUGAUAUUACAAUUAUUGGAAUGGGAUAAUGGAGAUGAAAUUCAAUUGGCACAGAGCGCUGGAGGAUUUUAUUCAAUUGCUUGGAUUGUUGUCUCGAUUUUUAUUACCACAGCUUAUUCAACUAUUUUCUGCUGUGCUUAUGCUAUUCGCCGAUUUGUGAAGGAACAUAUAAAAAAUACAAAAACUAAAUCCCUUUUACCACUUCUUGCAAUUGUACCUGUAUGGACAACAUUAAUUUCUUCAUUAUUUAACGUUAAUUUUUCUAAUGUAGAUUCUGUGCCUUUACAAGUUGUAAGUCGAACUUUAAAUGUCUUAAAAUAUUCCAUUUCUCUAAAAUAG
Messenger RNA from Meloidogyne enterolobii, 828 nucleotides. The record is from the annotation of a GenBank genome assembly. NCBI's taxonomy places the organism in Eukaryota, Metazoa, Nematoda, Chromadorea, Rhabditida, Meloidogynidae.